GUCGCUUAUUCGCACUGCGCAAUUAAUAAUCAUGACGCUUUCUUUCUACGAUGUUUAAAUGUCUCUCUGCAAGGCAUAUUCUAUUCUGCUCUCCAACACCUACACAUCCGGUCGCCCGGAUAUUCUACGGGAAAUGACAGUCGCGUACGGACGAGAUGUCACCACCGAUCAUGGUUUAUCAGCGUCUAGUCUUUCUGAUGUCUAGAACAAAUUAAUCACCGGCCCUCCAUGUCAGAAGGAUCCCGGGCUCCGUGGUCGAAGCGGGUUUGUGUGGAGUCGCAUCGCCGAGAACAGGGGAAACACAAGCAAAGGAAAUGUGAACGUCCUCCCAGCACACUGACAGCGAAGCCGCCAACCGGCCAGGACGCCUCCAAAAGGUGAAUCCCUCAGAAAAGAGGUUUUUUCCUACGGACACAAAGGGCCACUGUCAUGCCCGUGGCCAAUCAGAGGUGCUUAAUGGCUGGGGACGUUGAGGUGUACCUGUCACAGGUGCAUGAUGGGAGCGUGUCCUCUGGCUUCCGAGCCUUGUACGAGGAACGUCUUUUGCUGGAUGUGACCCUUUUGAUAGAAGAACAUCAUUUCCAGGCCCACAAGGCCCUGUUGGCCACACAGAGUGACUACUUCCGGGUCAUGUUCACGGCAGAUAUGCGCGAACGAGACCAGGACAAGAUCCACAUGAAGGGGCUGACAGCAGCUGGCUUCGGUCACGUCCUUCGCUUCAUGUACUAUGGCUCGUUGGAACUCAGCAUGCCCACAGUGCAGGAAAUUCUGCAGGCGGCCAUGUAUGUGCAACUCACCGAGGCUGUAGAGUUCUGCUGUUCUUUUCUUUUGGCCAAAAUCUGCCUGGAAAACUGUGCCGAGGUUAUGAGGCUGCUGGAUGAUUUCAGUGUGGCAGUGGAGGGAGUGCAAGAGCGGCUGGAUGCCUUCCUGCUGGAGAACUUUGUGCCUCUGAUGUCAAGGCCUGACUUCUUGUCCUAUUUAAGCCUGGAGAAACUGGUGGUGUGCCUGAGUAGUGAGCGGCUGUGUCGGUUCCCGGAGAUCGAGCUGUACGAGGCUGUGCAGUCCUGGCUUAGACAUGACCGACGCCGCUGGAGACACACGGACGCUGUGGUGCAGAACCUGCGAUUUGGCCUCAUGACACCAACACAAGUGUUUGAAAAGGUGAAGACUUCGGAGUUCUAUCGUUACUCCCGUCAGCUGAGGCAGGAAGUGGACCAAGCACUGAACUACUUUCACUCGGUGAACGAGCAACCGUUAGCCGAAACAAAGUCCAACCGGAUUCGAUCUGUUCGGCCUCAAACGGCUGUGUUUCGAGGGAUGAUCGGCCACAGCAUGGUGAACAGCAAGAUCCUCCUGCUUCAUCGGCCCAAGGUUUGGUGGGAGCUGGAAGGUCCACAGGUUCCACUUCGGCCUGAUUGCUUGGCAAUCGUUAACAAUUUUGCUUUCCUGUUGGGAGGGGAGGAGCUUGGGCCUGAUGGAGAGUUUCACGCAUCAUCCAAGGUUUACCGCUAUGAUCCAAGGCAGAAUUCCUGGCUCAGGAUGGCAGACAUGUCAGUCCCUAGGUCGGAAUUUGCUGUCGGUGUGAUCGGAAAGUUUAUCUACGCUGUGGCAGGACGGACACGGGACGAGACAUUUUACUCGACAGAGCGCUAUGACAUUGCAGAGGAUAAGUGGGAGUUUGUGGAUCCAUAUCCAGUUAACAAAUAUGGCCAUGAGGGCACAGUGUUGAAUGGAAAACUCUAUAUCACCGGUGGAAUCACAUCAUCCUCCACCUCCAAGCAGGUAUGUGUGUUUGAUCCAGAGCGCGAGGGAGCAUCUGAACACCGCACACGCCGCAAUCCCAUUCUUACCAACUGCUGGGAGAACAAAUCUAAGAUGAACUAUGCACGCUGUUUCCACAAGAUGAUCUCCCACAAUGGGAAACUUUAUGUUUUUGGAGGAGUUUGUGUAAUCCUCAGGGCAUCUUUCGAAUCCCAAGGCUGCCCUUCAACAGAAGUGUACAAUCCAGAAACGGACGAAUGGACCAUCCUUGCUUCUAUGCCCAUUGGGCGAAGUGGGCAUGGUGUGGCAGUGCUAGACAAACAGAUCAUGGUGCUGGGUGGAUUGUGCUACAACGGCCAUUACAGCGACUCUAUACUCACCUUUGAUCCUGAGGAGAACAAGUGGAAGGAGGACGAGUAUCCCAGAAUGCCUUGCAAACUGGAUGGCUUGCAGGUGUGCAGCCUGCACUUUCCUGAGUAUGUCCUGGAACACAUGAAGCGCUGCAGCUGAGGGGUGGGUGCAGGUCUCUGGGGUGGGGAAAAAACACACAAAACAAACGUUUACAAAUGUGAAAGUAGUCUUCAUAACUUAUUACACUUUUAAACAGUAGGUCAGUGCUUAUUUAAGAACAAAAAGCUUCAUACUUUUUAGGUAGAAGUUGGCAGGUUUGGGGGAUGUCAGGUAGGGGGAAAUGGUUAAUAUUGCUGGUUAAGCCGUUUAAGCAUUUUUCCCUCCAAAAUCAUUUUUCUCAUUUUAAGAGGACUUAACAGCAAACAUUUCUGUGGACUUUUUUUUUUUUUUUUCUUUGUGCAUAAUAAUGUCAGUCUGUUCUGUAAUUGUAAUGUCCUGUACAAUAACGGCAUACUGCAUUUCCACCACAUUGUUCAUCGUGACUUUGACCUAUUCCCCUCUGGUUCUGUGUUUGAGGAAGUUUUUCUUCCACCACUUUCAACUCUGAUGCAAUUUUUUUGCACUAAUGAUCAACUGGACAAAAAUAGACAUUGUAAAUGUCAUUAACAACAACAAAAAACAACACAAUUCAUUUCUUUUUGCUUUAAUAUUCAUUUGUCUUGAUGUCACACGCUAUGAGAUUUAGGUUUUGGAUGAUGAUGAUGAUUAUAAAGUUAGUAACACUAAUCUGUGAUGUGGAUUAAAUUUUGCACUGUAAAGGGUGUUGUUUUUUUUACUGUUAGGCAAUAACACUGUUCCACCACUACUGAUGAAAGAGGAAAAUGAAAGGAGAGUAAAGGCCAACCUUUCCUUUUAACCUCUUCCAUAUAUGUUAACACUUAACCUUGUUUAAUUUAUUUACUUGCUGGAGCUUUGUCUUUAUCCCACUAAGCUAAACCAGCUGCUGUUUUCAGUUUUGUCACAUGUCUGUUUUGUUUCAUGAGCAAAGGGCUAAAUCACAUCUGCUUGUUUUUCAUUAUUUCAGGGGGUUAAUGUUGUCAUGCCAAAAAAUAGUUCAUAUUUAAUGGGCACUUGCAUUUACACAGUAUUGUUUUGUAUAUUUCAGAGAGAUCAUUUGGGUUGAAUUUCUCAGAAUAGAAUGUGUGGCUGGACAAAUUGUGUUGCAAUGUCUAAAGUACUUAAAACAGUAAUGUGCAUGUCAAAUAUCCAAUAGAACUAUGUACUGAACUGCUGCACGUGGCAGCAUAGCACACACAGAGGAAAGUGCUAUCUGCAGUUUUCUUCAAAACACAUCACUGAUUGUUAGUUUUGCUCACUUCGCUCCAGGCCACAGUAGGCUGUGGCAAUGACGGGAUUCGAAUGUGUAAAUAAUGAAAGUCCAUAGAUGGGAAUGUGCAAGGUCAAGCAGACAUGAUUUCUAAGAGUAUCUCAAAGUAUCUUCAUAAAUCUUUAUAGUCUUUACACUCGACACUAGCUGGCCAUCCAAUGCCCUAUAUGGCGAAAAGGUUGUGAACACCUGACCAUCACACCCAUAUGUGCAUUCCCAGCAUCCACUGAUGCUGGGCGUGAACACUUUGGGCACAUCAGCAUUCCAGUUUAUUCCAAACUUGUUAAAUGGGACUCUGUGCAGAUGCUUGGAGUUUUUCCAUUCCAAACUUGCCAAACCAUUUCUUAGUAUGUUUGGGUCUCUUAUUUUCAGCAUGGGGAAACGGCAUUAAAAGAUAUAAUUGUUUACUUGCACACUGGCAACAAGUUGGGAAAAUUUGGGAAAGGCCCACAUGUAGGUGUUUGAAUGUGUGCACAAACUUUUGGCUAUUUUAUGUAGGAACUAACCUGACACAAAUUCUGGGGAAAAUGUUAUGUUGGUAAAUGUUGAUGAUUAAUAUGAAUUCUUUUUGGCUCACAUAAUCGAACACCUUUUUAAGUAUAAUCAUUAAACUAGCUUUGAACACCGGGUGGCCAUUUAAAUACAUUGGAGAUGUGUUUUUGAGGGCUCACAGGAUACACAAAUCUACAGUCUUAUAUACAACUCAUGUAGAGCCUUAGACAAUGAGGAAGAGUUAUUAAUUAUGAAUGUUUAAGUGGUGUUUGACAAAGUAUUUGAAAGCAGUCAAACUGUACCUAUGGGAAGUUUCUAGAUGAGAUGGCAUAAUUAUAUUUAGCCUUAAAAGCCUGAACACAACAGAAGAAAAGCAAGUCAGUGACCCAUGUCAUUACCUAUAUAAGCUAUUUAACAAUUUUACUUAACAAAUUUCUAUUUUUGUCCAGCCACACAUUAUUCAUGAGAUUGUUCUGGCUAGUCCUUUGAGUUCCAUGUGGUAACACUCCAUUGGCUUCUUCACUAUUAUGCUUUCUGUUAGGCAUGCAAUCAUAGUUUAUACGAUAGGUUAUGAGUUUAAACACCUCAAAGGUGAAGGCAGCCUAGAUAUGUGGCAUCUUUUGGCACUGUUUGUGGCUUUAAGUUAAGCUCUGUCCAAUUAAGAAGGCAGCUUAUUUCUAAGACUUCAUAUUUACAUUUGUUCUUGAAGACAAAUCCCAUAAUAGAAAUGUUAAUGUAUAGUUCUAUACAUUAUAGUCUUUUGUAAAACUAAAUUAUUUUUUUUAUAUCAGUACAUGCCUACCUCAUGUAUUUUUUUCCCUGGGAGUCAUUGGCUUUGUACUGAUAUUAUAUAUGGUACUGGUUUGAACUUCCUCAAAUACUAACUUAUUCCCUCAUGUCUCUGUCUUGUGUUUCAUGUUUUCUUUUUCCACAACCAGCUGUCAAUGUCAUGUACAUAUAGACACCAAAAUACAACCUGAAAGGGUUUCUGCUGUGCAGCUUAAGAUAUAAAAUGCACAGGUCUAUCCAAUUUAGAUUUAUUCUUGUCACGUAUAUCCCUCUGCAAAAUAAUCUGAAUAAACAAAUGCAGUUUAAUAAAACAUAGCCCUGUAUCUAAACUGUACUUGAGCAUUAAUCAGAUUACUGAUGUAUUUACUGUGAUCUGAUGGUUUAUUGCUACUUGGAGACUUUGUAAUUUCUUUCCUGAAAUAAAUGUUCCUAUUGUUCA
Molecule: messenger RNA, 5219 nt
Organism: Tachysurus fulvidraco (yellow catfish)
Lineage: Eukaryota; Metazoa; Chordata; Actinopteri; Siluriformes; Bagridae
Gene: klhl15
Product: kelch-like family member 15
Exons: 6
Coding region: 430-2271 (613 amino acids)
Biological process (GO): protein ubiquitination; nuclear protein quality control by the ubiquitin-proteasome system
Cellular component (GO): Cul3-RING ubiquitin ligase complex; nucleus
Molecular function (GO): protein binding
Source: RefSeq, a predicted model, not a curated record